Messenger RNA from Mercenaria mercenaria, 1903 nucleotides. RefSeq lists its product as uncharacterized. The coding region runs from base 144 to 1106 and encodes 320 amino acids. The transcript has 2 exons. The record is from RefSeq and is a predicted model, not a curated record. Lineage: Eukaryota; Metazoa; Mollusca; Bivalvia; Venerida; Veneridae.
AAAUAUUUACCAGAAAUAUGAAACACUUUUCAGCCGCCAAACCGGAAGAAGUAUUCCGAAUGAGGCCACAGUCAAUUUUCACUUCCUGUUUACAUUGGUUACUCUUUACAGGUGUUUCGUAUUAAGGUGAGAAAACCUCUGCAAUGAUUGAUUGUAAACCUAGGCCUUAUCCUGGAUACAACCCUGGAGGAGAAGCAGAAACCCCUCGCCCAAACGCUCGAGUGAAGCCAGAAGCGGAGGAGUUUGCCAACAGAGGUCAUGGUUCUCUCGAUUUGUUCGCAUCAACACCAAGGUAUAUUCCGGACUCAGCUCGAGAGCCUCGUUGCCCUGGAAGCGAAGCGAGAAACAAUUACGAGUUAGGUCGCAACGGAACUGCUAAUAAACUUUUAUAUGGACAGGCCACGCCUCGAAAUGACGAGCCAGCGGUGCCAAGAGUUAAAGACGAGGCAAGACCAAUAGCAGAGGGACACCAAGGCAAAGCGACAUCGGCAUUGUUCAAUUCUUACGGCAGAUUACCGGGUGAUACCCCACGAGCAACACGUGUUAAACCGGAAGCAGCAGAAACAGCAGAGCAACAUUGCGGCGGAAGAAUGAACAGUUUAUUACACGAUCCCAAAAAGCUUCCAAACUCAGCACGUUCUGUGCCUCGGGUCAAGGUCGAGGCAUUAGCAAACGCUGAACUUGACCGAGGUGGACAGAUGAAUAAAACUAUCUACAGUUACGGUUCUAAUUCGUCACGCGCUGAACACAUGCCUCGUGUUAAACCGGAAGCAUCAGAUAACGCGGAAAAGGGAAGAGGGUAUAUGGGGACGCUAAUGGGGAAAUAUGGUAAAUUACCACUUGAUGAACAGCCAGCUCAGAAAGUUCGUGGGGAAGGUGGGGAAAAUGCCAGUCUCGACAAAGGUGGGAGAAUGUCUCGUCUGAUGCAUGAAGGAAGUCGUUUACCACAAGACCCUAAGCCACCACCAAGGGCUAAUAGCAAGGCUGCGAAACACAUUCUGAGGGCAAGCAGAGGUCAAAUGGCCAAACUGUUUGCAGAACAAGGUAAACAUCAGACAGUUGCCAAAGCGGGAACCAGAUCAGCGUCAGCUAUGAAAGUCUACUAGUCAGAGACGUUUUAAUAAUAAAAAUGAGUUUCCUGGUUGAUUAAGUGCUUUAUACGCUGGGCGGAGCGAAACAGUUGAACAUUUUUACAAUCUAGAUAGAUGUGCGACUGUACAGACGACACAGAUUCGUGUCUGGAAGGGUCACAUACUGUACAUUCUUUACAACCUUGCUGCCUUAUUGCCGGUGAAUUACAGCUGUCAUAGGAAUCUAUGUUUCGCAGCAAUAUCAUGCUUAGUAGAUACAUGCAAAUUCAUUUUAAUAGCUCAGCUGUGUUUGAUAUCACCGCCAAAGUUUAAACUCGUGACUCCUGUAUGUAGCCUGUCUCAAACGCCAGGAUGAUAUUAAGCGCUUUAGUUCUCGGAUUGUUUCAUAGAUUGUGGUUACAUAGACAAUGAAUGUCAAUUUUCUUUGUUUGAAAGGGGAAAUUCUCAACUUUAUUUUAUCUUCUGACACACAGCAAAGACAAGUAAUUCUUGCGACAGAAUCAUUUGCUCAUUACACCAAGUACAAUCAUACAAUCAUAUUCAUAUAAUAAAGACUGUGUACUUGUAAUUGCUUGUUUUUGCUCAAAUUAUAAAACAAACACUGGUAUACACGUUUAGCUUUAUUUUCAAUUUCUUCUAACUUCUAACCUAAUACUCUUGCUUGAUUAAACUUAUUACUAGUAGAUAUUAGUGCAAUAUUCUCGGAUUUUUAACAUUUAUUAAUGUAGAUAUAUAGGGUAAACAGUCUCAUAGUUUUGAGGAAUUUAUUUUGUUGUUUUAAAUUUUAGGUAAUAAAUAAAUGUAAAAUGUUA